GAUAUUCACCUCCCCACAAAGAUCAAGGAGGCUAUGCAGAUGCAGGUGGAAGCUGAUCGAAAGAAACGUGCUGCUAUUCUGGAGUCAGAGGGUCAGCGGGAUGCUGAAAUUAAUCGGGCUGAAGGCGUCAAACGGAGCCAAGUUCUCUCUUCGGAGGGCCGGCGCACGGAAACCGUAAACCAUGCGGCAGGUGAGGCUGAAGCCAUCCUGCGGUUAGCAGAAUCACGCGCGAUGGCCGUUCGAAAACUGGCCGACGCCAUUACUUCCGAUCGUGGUGAAGAUGCUGUGCAGAUGGCCAUCGCAGAGCGCUACAUCGACGCCUUUUCAAAACUGGCUAAGUCCACUAAUACGAUGCUCUUGCCCUCCCAAGCCGGCGACGUUUCUUCAAUGGUUGCGCAGGUUUGUCAAUUGCUCCCAUUUUUAGUGUUUUUUCUUUCUACUCGAAAAGUCUAG
This is a messenger RNA of Dibothriocephalus latus, 453 nucleotides long. The record is from the annotation of a GenBank genome assembly. NCBI's taxonomy places the organism in Eukaryota, Metazoa, Platyhelminthes, Cestoda, Diphyllobothriidea, Diphyllobothriidae.